This is a messenger RNA of Ostreobium quekettii, 2421 nucleotides long. Lineage: Eukaryota; Viridiplantae; Chlorophyta; Ulvophyceae; Bryopsidales; Ostreobiaceae. The record is from the annotation of a GenBank genome assembly.
AUGAAGGGGCGCCCGCUGCAACCCGAUGCGUAUGCCGCUCACAUGAGCGAUCAGGUCCCCGAGCUCGACGAGCUCGCCGAGAUCGAGAGCCGCAUCGUUUGCAACGUCGACUCCAGUGACAUGAGCCCCGAGGUGUGGGGUGAGCUGGCGGCGGCGAUCAACGACGCGCGAGGCCACUUCGACGGCGUGGUCAUCGUGCACGGCACGGACACGAUGGCUUACACAGCGAGCGCGCUCGCGUUCGCGCUCGAAGGGCUCGACCUGCCAGUGAUCCUGACCGGCGCGCAGCGUCCGCUCGCGGCGCUCCGAACAGACGCCAGGCGCAACCUCGCAGACUCCGUCGAGCUCGCCGCCAGAGGAGACAUCCCCGAGGUCGGCAUCUGCUUCGAUGGGUUGCUGCUUCGAGGUUGUCGCACCACCAAGUCCAACGCUCAGGACUAUCGCGCGUUCGAGUCGCCAACCUGCGCGCCGCUCGCCAGAUUGGGCGUCGAUAUCAACUUUGGCGAACAUAUCCGCAGGCCGCUGGUCCCCUUCAGAUGUGAUCCUCGGUUUACCGACAAGGUGCUCGCGCUGCAUGUGACGCCAGGGCUAGACCCUGGCGUGCUCGAGGCGCUGUUAGAACACAGCGAGAUCGAAGGGAUCGUGUUGAGCGUCUUUGGUGUGGGGACAGUGCCCACCCAGGUCCGCGCGCUCGGUCCUGUCUUGCAGCGCGCCGUCGACGCUGGCAUCGAAGUGCUCGCGAUCACGCCCAGCGCUGGCGCGGUGAACCUCGGGCUCUAUCAAAACAGCAAGCCUCUCCUGGACGCGGGCGUGAUCGCCGGUGGCAGGUUGAGCCUCGAAGCCGCGACCACCAAGCUGAUGCACGCGAUCGCGCUCUACUCCAACCGCGCCAACCGUCGCGACUACCUCGCCUGGAACGUGGCUGAUGAAAAGCAAACAGAGCAGCGCUUUCGAGAACUCUUCAACGCGAUGAUGAGCGCGCACGAGCGAGAACCUGGGGCGGUCGAAGAAGAGUGGCUCCCCUACGCGCUGGAGAUGCUCGAAGGCUGGCCUGCCGGGACGCGUGAAUGGGGCGGUUACGUCUGGUGGAAUAAAGAACUGGAUAGGGAGUCCUUCGAGCUUCGCUCGCAUCCUCUCCACGCGUUGGGGCAGUUCCUGUCACUGGAUGAUGAGAGCGUCGAGAGUUUCAUCGGCAUCUGUCACGCGCCUGAUGUCGGGGUGCUUCGCUCGCUCGACUUUUUCGCGAUCGAUGCGCUCACGCCCGAGGCGCUCGAGCAUGGGUUGGAAGGUCUAAAGCGCGCGAACCUCGAGCAUCUCGGGCUCGGUUACUCCGAGAUCGAUGAAGGUUGCGCGAAGGUCCUCGCCGAGGCCACGCACCUGAGAGGUCUCGUCUCGCUCGAUAUCGCAGGGAGCAAGCUCUCCUGGAAUCAGUUGAAGGCGAUGCUCUCGGCUCCACAUUUCAGGGGCUUGCGGCAUUUGAAUUUCGGGGAUGUGCCUGGUGACAACUACAUCAAGGCUGGAAAACAACUCGAGUUGAUGGAGUUACUGCCUGAGCUUGUCACGACGCUCGCGCCUCACAACGCUGUCCCCUGGUACAGAAUGAAGUCCUCCUGGGAAGAGGUCGAAGUGCCGGCAGAGAUUUCUGUGAAAGAGCGCGUCAAGAGCGCGCUCUCGGUCUAUUCGGACGAGGAUGACAUGUAUCCCUUUCUCGGCGAUCCCUUUUGCUGCUUCGGGGGCAUGGUCGAGCUCGAGCCGGAAGAGUUUUGGCGAGAGGGUUUGACCUGGCAACAGAUCUAUCCUCGCCAUGAUGAGAUCGUGGCGAACAAUGACCUCGACAUCACAUCCAUCCAUGUCGCGGCCAUCGAGAAAGGGGCGCUCGAUCACGCCUUCGAUGAGGGCGGGAACUUGAUCGCGACGCUGACGCUUCGCGCGCUCGGACAUCACUGGUUGGGGGUCCCCAAAGGGCGCGAAGAGGAGAGCUAUGGGGGCGAUUGCUUCAUGCAGUCGUUGUUUGCAAGCCAUGGGCUCUACCUCGAGCAAGGGGAGGACGGCCUGUUGCGGCUCGAGCCUGAAAAGCAUCGCUAUCGAUCGAGCCUGAUGCGCUUCUGGGAUGCAUGUCGUCUGUGCACGGCGUGGGUCGGAGGUUGGAUCAGUGACUACGUGUGUACGCCUUGGUACGAGCCGCUCGGGGGGAGCGAUAACGAUGUGCGCUUUCGGGCGACCGCCGUUUGGGAGGAGCGCGAGCAUCGCUUCGACCGUGGCGGAGAGCUGCACGAACCCCAACCUAUGCUGCUGGUCGGCGAUGGCGUCCCAUUGAUUCGGGUUUUGCGAGGUCUUGGCUUCGAGGUCUCGGAUGGUCGCUGGGAUAUCGCGCUCACGUUUACGGACAGUCGCCACAUGCCCGCCGUCGAGGGCGACUGA